Molecule: messenger RNA, 6078 nt
Organism: Aureobasidium namibiae CBS 147.97
Lineage: Eukaryota; Fungi; Ascomycota; Dothideomycetes; Dothideales; Saccotheciaceae
Product: ARM repeat-containing protein
Exons: 3
Coding region: 1-6078 (2025 amino acids)
Biological process (GO): retrograde transport, endosome to Golgi; intracellular protein localization; endocytosis
Cellular component (GO): membrane; endocytic vesicle; Golgi apparatus
Source: RefSeq, a predicted model, not a curated record
AUGGCGACAAAUCAAGAUGCCCCGCCUCCGGUGGCCGACUCGACCCUGCAACUCGAUAUAGCCAAGCUUCAUGGUCUCCCGUCCGAGCAACAGGACCUAUACCUCUUGACCUUCACCUCGGACCUCUCUCGUUACGCAACCUCUCUGGAUGAAGAUGGAGCUUCAGCUCACCAGGUCUGGAUCAAGAAGGAACUUCUACAGGUUGUCGACCUCUCAUCACCCGCUCCAACACGUGUCAUCCGUAACAAUCUCGCUUCCACCUUCGCAUCUCUCUUCACCAAAGGCAAUCGCAAGUUGCUAUACGAGUCCAUAAACGACCUGGUCGCAAUCUUGAAUGCUGGGAAAGAUAAGCCUCUCAAGGCCAAACAUGCUGCUGUACACUGUCUGGGUGCCGUCUUCGAGGCUGCUGGUGACAGCGCUAUCAGUCUGUCUGCCUUGACUUGUACUUCGCUGCUGCGAACUCUCAAACUAGCCUGGUCCCAUGCGGGCUUGCGGAGUGCUGUGUACAAGGCCCUGGGAAGAGUCGCCAGAGGCAUUGGAAACUCGAUUGACGAGUCUGUCGCAAAGGAGACCUGGAAAUCGGCGCGUACUGCUGCUUCGAGCGACAAGGCUCUGCUGGUUCAGAUUAAUGCUUGUUGGUGCCUCGAGCAGCUGGCUACUUGCACAUCCUAUUAUGACAACUCCAACGAUUUCGAGAAGCUGCAGACCGCCUUGUGGAAAGCCAUAGACAGCCCUUCCGUUCCAGUGCGUCACGCUGCCUCUACCUGCAUGGCCGCUGUUCUUGUCAAGAGCUUCUCUGAAAAACCUGUUCGAGACGUUCUACCUCCCAAAAAGUCGAAAAAGUCAAAGAAACAAGGAGCCGCUGAUGAAGGCGAGGAGGACAUAGAGCGUUCUACUACACCCGUGUCCUCCAAGCCAAUCACAUCAAUAGCCUUCAGCUUGUUGGAUAUCAUGCGUCAACUUUCUACUCAGUACUGCAAACCGGCGGCUUCCAACAGGACCCGCGCUGCUAUUGCCAUAUGUUACAAGCAAAUAUUCACUGCGCUUGGUGAGAGCGUUGUCGAGAGGCAAUAUGGUGUUAUUGCCAAACAUCUGUUUACAGAUUUGCUAAGCCACCAGAGUCUGAUAUACCACCGCUAUCGUACACUCAUGACUAGAAAAUUCGUCCGCAUUAUUUUACAACAUGUGGUGGGUGGCAUGCUUGGAGAGACAUCGCAACUAAACGCUGCCCGAUUCCUCAUGAACGACAUCAUCAAAGACUACCCACAGGUCAUCAAAGAGCGUCCGGAGCCCGGAAAACAAAUACUUACCGCCGCCUUGAGUGCUCUGGCAUCAUUGAUAGACAAAUUGGACGCUGCUGUGAGCAUCAUCUCCGAAAGCUGUCGCGAGUCACUAUUGCAGGUUCUGCAACAUCCAAGUUACACUGUUCAAGUCCACGCUUCGAGGUGUAUGAGAUCCUUUGUGUUCGCUUGUCCGCAGCAGCUUCUCCCGACUGUAACAAUUUGCAUGAACAGUGUUAAUAGAGAGAUUGGUCUCCUUACUGGUCCUCGACAAAGUCCAAGGAGAUGUGCCGGAUAUGCAAACGGCCUUGCUGCGGUCUUGAGCGCCUCGAACAAACAUCCUCUUUACGGCUCCGUCGAUGUCUACGCCCGUGUACUCACACAAGCUACUGCUCUGCUCAAGUCCAGCAGUAACUCUGACCUACGUGCCUCCAGCACCCAAGUGCAGGUCGCUUGGAUCAUGAUAGGUGGCCUCAUGUCGCUGGGACCUAACUUUGUUAAGAUCCAUCUUUCACAAUUGUUGCUCAUGUGGAAAAAUGCUCUUGCGCAUCCAAACAAAGAUAACAUGGCGCGUCAAAGUCAGCUGGAGCUAAGCUUCCUUGCUCAUGUUCGUGAGUGCGCAUUGGGAUCUGUCAAGGCAUUCUUACAUUACAACAUCAAGCUCUUGACCUCGGAUGUGUCGAGGCGUCUCGCGAGCAUGUUGCAAAACACUGGUACAUUCCUCUCCAUCUUACCUGACAAGAAGACGUCUGAAGACAUGUCGCAACGGUUGUCUCCUGCUCUUCAGCUGGUCGAUUUCGAUCUUAUGGUCAGGCGUAGGGUCUUCCAGUGUUACACCGCUCUUGUGACUGCAAGCCCAGCCGCAGCUUCAGAGAUUGCAACACAGUCGAACGUUCUGCCGCUAGCUAUUUCUUCGUUUGCUGACCCAGAUCGCCUGGGUCCUUCAUCGCUGAGUGUAUCAAUUGCUAGUUCUGCUGGCACACUCGAUAGUAUCUGGGGCGUUGGCGACAAUAGUGGCUUCGGUGUCAACGGCCUGAUCAAUGGCUUGGACUACUCUCCUCUACCAUUUGAGAAACGUGCCAAUUCUCAAGAUCACUGGACGUCGAGGCACAGCUAUGAAGCUAUAGUAGAUAGAACGCUUCUCUCACCGAUCGGUGGAGCAUGGGAGCACGAUUCCACGACUUCUUACGUUACGCCUGAUGGACCUCAAAUAUACGAUCAACCACAGCCACCUGCGACCGAGGUGGUGAACAGUGCAAUCGGCAUCUUUGCAUUAGCACUUCCCUUACAGUCUCCCAGGAUACAGGACAGUAUACUCGAGCAAAUAAACUCAUUCUUGACAUCGCCUUCUGUGCAGAAGAGUGUCGCACAAAAGACUGCACUAAGCGCAAACAUUGCAUUAGCUCUAUUGGUAACCUCUAAGGUCUUGACGGGACAUGUAAAGGGUCUGGAAGGUAAACUUCAAAGCGCAAACGCCGAGAAGAAUAUGCAGAACCUCCUUCACAUUUUUGUUGCUGACCCCGACGAAAGCGUUCGUCAUGUUGCUGCUCAAGCUUUAGGCCACCUUUGCGAAGUCGGCGGCAAUGACUUGACUUCACGCGAGAUCAACUAUUUGAUUGAAACCAUUGUCUCUAAUACCGAACCUCAUGUCCGAUCUGGCUGCGCCCUGGCCCUUGCUUGUAUUCACAACUCGCUCGGGGGUAUGGCAGCCAGUUUCCAUCUCAAAACCAUACUUGGUAUCUUCAUGUCUCUUUGCGCCGAUCCUCAUCCGUUGGUACACUUCUGGGCUCUGGAAAGUCUGAAACGGAUCGUUGAUUCCGCUGGCUUGACGUUCUCGGGGUACGUUUCGAGCACGAUUGGUCUUCUUGGUCAAUUGUAUGUGCUGGACACACACAACGCCGAGACUGGACCUUUAGCAUCUUCCAACCUAGAAGUUGAGCUGGAGACGACUGCUGCGAACGUGUGCUGUGUUGACGCCAUUAUCAACGUGAUGGGACCAGACCUUUCUGAGAUGGCCAAACCUCGUGGCAUGGUAUUGACUCUGAUUCGACAGUUCCAGACAGAAAGUGACAUUCUAGUACUAGUGGAGAGCACCAGGUGUUUGGGCAAUCUCUCAAUGUACGCACCUGGCCACAUGGAAUUUGAGGAGUAUGUAAAGCGCUUGCAAGCAGAUCUCGACUCUCCAUCUCCUGAGAUACGCAACAUGGCCAUCGGAGGAUUGGCCAAUCUCAUGCGAAGAGACGCCGAGGACAUUGUACGCGCCGCCAAUCCUGGACUGGAAGAUAAACUUUGGGACAUUCUCGAUCAGAACCCCGCCCAGGAGACCAUCAAGGAGAUUUUUGUCAACUGGUUGUCGCAAACUGGACUGACAGAUACGGCGGGCUGGAUUCAAAGAUGCAACUCAGUUCUCACUAAGGCAAAGGCUCGCGUUGACAACGCUGCUCAAGACGAGAAAGCAGCCAGAAAAGCAGCUGCCACUGACCUUCAAGAUGAAGAAGUUGCAGGUUUUGCUGCUGGGGCAGGCACAAAGGAUGAAGACGCUUCCGCGCCCACGUCAAGUCAGGAGCUUAUGAGAUGGCAAGUGCGCCUCUUCGGCAUGGAGCUUCUUAACAGUCUCUUGGACAGUGUUGUCAAGGAGUCGGCCGCUAACGAAGAUAUCCCUGCUUUGAUCUCGCUCCAACAGAGGGUGGCAGAUGUUGUACGAGUCGCUUUCUCCGCUUCUACCGCUAAUGUCGUUGGUCUUCGCAUCCUCGGUCUGCACAUCAUCGACCAAGUGCUCAGAUUGUUUGGUGGUGUGCCCGAUCCCGACUUCACCGAAGCCAUGCUUCUCGAGCAAUACCAAGCACAAAUCAGCUCCGCAUUGACUCCUGCGUUCGCCGUCGAUUCUUCGCCUGAAUUGGCUGCCGAGGCCAUCAACGUUUGCGCCACUUUCGUGUCGACAGGUAUCGUUACCGAUGUCGAUCGCAUGGGCCGUAUCUUGAAGAUCCUGGUGGCCGCCCUUGAAACCUUCGCAGGAUCUGCCGAAACAUCUUCCAUCGGAGAGCUCAAGGGUCUCAGCCCAAACGCUCAGGUCAUGGUACGCAUGUCAGUCUUUUCUGCUUGGGCCGGCUUGCAGAUCGCCACUGCUGAGCAGAAGUACCUGGUCGAUGUGGUCAAACCUCAUGUUGCGAAAUUGACUCCACUUUGGUUAUCGUCCCUUCGAGAAUACUCCCGCUUGCGGUUCGAACCGGAUAUUUCGAACAACACUAGUGCAACUCCACUAUCAGAUGACCUCGAGACAGUCUACGCAGCAUUGAAUCGCGAGACUUUGCUCAAGUUCUACCAGGACUCGUGGUUAAAUCUCGUUGAUGCUAUUGCCAGUCUGAUUGACGAGGACAGUGAAUUUGUGUUUGAUGCACUUGACGGCAAGACUCAAGCCGAUGCUGACAACGGUAACACUGUAUCUCGAGGAAGCGAAAUCAAUUAUCGUGAAGAGCCUGUGGCAUUCUUCUUCGUGUUGUUUGGUCUUGCGUUUGAAGCUCUCGCUAGUAAGCCUGGCGCAGACUCGGCAACUGCAAGAGCGCAAAAGCUCGAAAUUCUGCAAGCACUCAAGAGAAUCUUGCGACCAUCAAUCUCUGGUAAUGCUAUCUACCAAGAAGUCAUCUUCAACGAGACAAUGGAUCUGCUCGAUCGCAUGGUCCUCACUGAGCCGUCAAACGUGCAGACUGUUAUCGUCGAGAUUGCAAGAAACCUCUGCGUUGGUCAUCCUUCGUCGAGACAGGGCAUGAGUGCAGACGAUCACUUGUCUGAUGACAUUGAUCAACUGUUCGAACUGACUCGCAUCAUUGUGCUUGUUCUGGCGAGCAUCGUGCCUGGUCUGGCAGAGAGUCCUCGUCCCGUACGCGCUGAGAUAUCAGACGAAGCUGUCGCACUAGCACGCCUCUCCUUGGAUGCACUGGUGGAUGCUUCCGAGGUCUUCCCUUUUAUUAUCAGAGCCGAUUUGCAUGCAUGUAUCUUCCAGAUAUUUGUCACCAUCAUGGGUACUGCAGCCUGCCAAGCGACCUUGAUACCACAAGCGUUGCCCAUCUUCCGCCGCUUCAUCAGCGGCGUAGGUGCCGACCCCAGCGAAGAGACCAAGAAGCAAAUUCGCAGCACACUUUCUCGCUUCUUGAUGGUUCUCAAGAACGCCCAGAAACGCGAGUUUGAAGCAUCUCUGCCGUGCGAGAAGAACACGAUACUAGCAGGAACCAUGCUCAUCACUUCUGCGAAUGCAGCUUUCGACGCCAACGACCCUCUACUAUUGCGCUUUGUCACUGAACUGACAGAAUGUCUCGAUAAUCCAAUGACGACCAAGAUGGCGGCUGGUUGUGUACGCACAUUGCUCGUUGUACCCAUCCGCGGCGCUGCACACCCAGCAAUCCUGUCACGCCUAUUGCCACGUCUGGUCACUUUCCUCGCCACACCCUCUGAUCUCGAAGGCAUCGAACGGAGCCGCACCAUCAUUGCCCAAUCUCUCACUACCAGCCUCUCAUCCCUACACGCCACUAAAAAACUGGCAGGAUUUGCCUUACUCAUCCCUACAUUGCUCGCACGAGCCGAAAAGGAGACCGGUGAAACCGUGCAGAAAGAGACAGCGGCCAGAUUGUUGGAAUUGGCUGGUAACGAUGCUAGUGCGUUCAGAGGUGUUGUUGUGAGGUUGAGUGCCGAGCAGAAGACAUUGAUGGAGAGAAUUAUCAAGGGGUCUCAGGGGCCGAAACAAGAGGUUAGGGAGGAGGUUGAGGAGAAGGAGCCGACGAUUGCUCUGAAGAUGAAUUUCUGA